UGACCCUCAUCUACGCAAAUUUGACUCGAUUCCCGAAAUGGGACCGAUACCACCCAUUCUAUCAGACUUUGCUUCACGUCUCAAAAGCGCUGACCUCCGCAACAACCUCGAUCAAUACCUCCUUAAUUGUGGAACCCCUUCAUUCCUCACAACACUCAAAAAUCCCUUGAGCCUGCCCGACGUGCCAGAGGGUUCAUCCGAGUUGUACAACCUGUCACUAAUAAAUUCCCUAUAACCAGGUUGGGUGCGCGGAUGUGACUUCCGCGUGAGGGCCUAUCUGAUAGAGUCGUCGGAUCGUUCGGAUUCCAAUAGACAAGCACCUGUGCGAUGACAUAGCAGCCUAAUGACGGCGAGAAAAGUUGCCCGCACGUUGGUCGUGACACCUCGGACACAACAGGAAGCAGCAGGCUAGAGCAUUUAUUCUGAAAAGAGAACGAACGAACUAUGUAUUUUCAUUUGUUUAUGGUCUAUCUAUUCUGCUAGGGCUAAGCUACAAGUAAGCACUGGAUUUCGGUGCUGCAUGAUGAGGCAAUUUGACGACUUCCUGUCUGUAGCAUCUGGUCAUAACUGUGCACAACCUGUUACUUGCCAAGGACUUCGAUAUUCCAGACUUUGAGACUGUAUACGGACACGAUAUGUAUAUUCGAUUUAGACUUGAAUUUGUAUUUUCCAGCUUGUUCCCUCUAA
This is a messenger RNA of Suillus fuscotomentosus, 687 nucleotides long. RefSeq lists its product as uncharacterized. The transcript has a single exon. Bases 38 to 235 code for a protein of 65 amino acids. The record is from RefSeq and is a predicted model, not a curated record. Lineage: Eukaryota; Fungi; Basidiomycota; Agaricomycetes; Boletales; Suillaceae.